AUGGCCUGGGAUGGGAUUCGAGGUUGGGGGCUGGACGAUCGAAAAAGGGAACCUUUCUCACCAGCCUUCCGACGAUCUAUCAAACAGCUACUCCAUCUGACAAUACAACACGCCCGAAUCCCCCCAACCCCACAAAGCCACAGCCUCAAAGCCGGCCACGGGACGGUUGCCGAACACUCACAUCUGGGGCCCCAACGCCACCACCUCGCCCUUUCCCUCCACCGCCCGCACAAUUUCCCUCCCAGCCAACACAACUCAAACCCACAACCCCGGCCAGCAACCCACCCGACACCAUUCAUCACCGCCCCAUCCAACGCCGCCGCCGCCGCCGCCGAGCGCAAAGCCGCCGAAUACCUCCAAACCCAGAAACGCUGCCAAACGCCAGCGGGACGACGACCGCAGCGCCGACGCCACUCUCAGCACCGCCAACCGGCCCCUCACAACCGAGAACCGAGCCCUGACAGCCGACCUCCAAAGACUGGAAAAAAGCACAUGCCAAGAACUGCGCAAAAGGAAGCCAAGCGCACCAAAAGGCCCACGGGGACCACCCUCGUCAACGGCCCAAAAAGGGCCCGCUCGGAAAACGGAGCUGAAGGCGUGGAGGGGAAAGUACGGCGCGGUGGAGGGGCCGGCCGAAGAGCACGGCGCGGUUGGCGGAACGGCGGUCUCGAGCCCGGAAGGCGCAGAAUGGGAGCGCGGCGUCGAUGGGCCAGGGCGGGACGGAAGCUGAAGGAGAAACACCCGGGCGACAUCAAAGCUGAGGGAGACCCGAGCGGCGCCGACGCCGAGGAAAACGUGAACCUGAGCAGCGCGGCCGAAGCCAGAGCCGCCAGGUACGGGGACGAGAGGGACACGCUGCAUCGCAUGCUGCGGGAGGAGGUGGCCGGGAGCGGCGAGCUGGCGGAAGUCGUUGGUGCUGCGGGAUGCGAAACUGGCGGAGGCAUUGGAGGGCUGGGGGGAUGGAUGAUGGGGAGCUUCAGACUAGCAGACGAUUUGGCUACCUAG
This is a messenger RNA of Letharia lupina, 1005 nucleotides long. RefSeq lists its product as uncharacterized. The record is from RefSeq and is a predicted model, not a curated record. The transcript is spliced from 2 exons. Lineage: Eukaryota; Fungi; Ascomycota; Lecanoromycetes; Lecanorales; Parmeliaceae. The coding region runs from base 1 to 1005 and encodes 334 amino acids.